UUCAUCAAUAAUAAAAUGUGUUUUAUUCUUGGCAGAUGACUGUACCAGGAACUUAGAGAAACAUUUGGUAUCUUCAGAUUUUGAAGUAGAUGAUUGUGGUAUCACACGAGAUACAUUUGAAGACCAUGCCAAUAUGCAAGAUAAACCCUCAUCCAAUCACAGCAACAAUGCAUCAUUUGAUUCUUUUAAACAGGUCGGAUCUUUUGAUUCAUCACAGAAUGUAACACCGAAUAAAGUAAACAGAAGAGGUGCUAAACAUCAAACAGCUCACGUAAGAGGGAAGCCAGUUUCAUGUUCAGAAUGUGGAAAAUGUUUUCACAAUAAAUCAAAUCUUGUUAUACAUCAGAUAAUUCACACAGGGAAGAAGCCAUUUUCAUGUUCAGAAUGUGGGAAAUGUUUUAAGACGAAAUCAGAACUUGUUAUACAUCAGAGAAAUCACACAGGAGAGAAGCCAUUUUCAUGUUCAGAAUGUGGGAAAUGUUUUAAGACUAAAUCAAAACUUGUUAUACAUCAGAGAAAUCACACAGGAGAGAAGCCAUUUUCAUGUUCAGAAUGUGGGAAAUGUUUUAAGACGAAAUCAGAACUUGUUAUACAUCAGAGAAAUCACACAGGAGAGAAGCCAUUUUCAUGUUCAGAAUGUGGGAAAUGUUUUACUAAUUCAUCAUCUCUAUUUAAACAUCAGAGAAAUCACACAGGGGAGAAGCCAUUUUCAUGUUCAGAAUGUGGGAAAUGUUUUAAGCAGAAAUCGCAUCUUGUUGAACAUCAGAGAAAUCACACAGGAGAGAAGCCAUUUUCAUGUUCAGAAUGUGGGAAAUGUUUUAGCCAUAAAUCAGAUCUGGUUAUACAUCAGAGAAUUCACACAGGGGAGAAGCCAUUUUCAUGUACAGAAUGUGAGAAAUGUUUUAAGACUAAAUCAAAACUUGUUAUACAUCAGAGAAAUCACACAGGAGAGAAGCCAUUUUCAUGUUCAGAAUGUGGGAAAUGUUUUAAGACUAAAUCAAAACUUGUUAUACAUCAGAGAAAUCACACAGGAGAGAAGCCAUUUUCAUGUUCAGAAUGUGGGAAAUGUUUUAAGACGAAAUCAGAACUUGUUAUACAUCAGAGAAAUCACACAGGAGAGAAGCCAUUUUCAUGUUCAGAAUGUGGGAAAUGUUUUACUAAUUCAUCAUCUCUAUUUAAACAUCAGAGAAAUCACACAGGAGAGAAGCCAUUUUCAUGUUCAGAAUGUGGGAAAUGUUUUAAGACUAAAUCAGAACUUGUUAUACAUCAGAGAAGUCACACAGGAGAGAAGCCAUUUUCAUGUUCAGAAUGUGGGAAAUGUUUUAAGACGAAAUCACAUCUUGUUACACAUAAAAAAAAACACACAUAAGUGAAGCCAUCUUCAUGCUUAGCCCGUUAGUGACCUCCCUUAUGUGUUUUUUAUGGUGGUCAUUAACCUGGCUUUAUUCCAUUAGAUACUCCUUUUUACAGGGAGAUAAAACAGCGCCUUGCUUUCAGUUACCAGAGUUAGCCGAGGGCUUGGAGCGAUGAUUGGGACCGCUGUGAGAGCUCCCCAAACAAACAUGGUCUCCUGUAUUGAAUGAAUAUUGGUAUUCAAAGGACAGAUCCAGUUAAAAGUGAAACUAAAUUUAUUUAUUUUUAUAUAUCUCCUCUAUUCACAAAUGUUU
This is a messenger RNA of Bufo bufo (common toad), 1667 nucleotides long. RefSeq names its product oocyte zinc finger protein XlCOF6.1-like. Gene Ontology annotation, biological process: negative regulation of transcription by RNA polymerase II. The record is from RefSeq and is a predicted model, not a curated record. Lineage: Eukaryota; Metazoa; Chordata; Amphibia; Anura; Bufonidae. Gene Ontology annotation, molecular function: DNA-binding transcription repressor activity, RNA polymerase II-specific. The transcript has 2 exons. Bases 134 to 1369 code for a protein of 411 amino acids.